GCUGGCCGUCUGUCUGGGAUACCGUGCCGCUGGCACUCCGCAGACGGGACAUGCUUGCACGCAUGGCAAGUGGGUGUUUGUGUGGUGACCAGUGACCACUGAUCGUUCGCGGUCAUAGCGUCGCCGAUCACGUGCGCGCGUGCCAAGAGCCGCACCUCGUUCUGAAAGCAGAAACUUGAUUGCAUCAGCGUCCUACGAUCGACCACGUCUUCGCACCGCGACGAAAGCUGUCACCGCACACAGCUGCCAUCUGAUCACAGUGCCUGUGAUCGGAUAUCCCACCGAGGUCGCCCACCAUGCCGCCUCCGCCGCACACGAGGCCGGAGAACGUCCUCAAGCGCGCCCAGGAACUCAUCGGCGUCGACCAGAAGCAGGCCGCCCUGUCCAUCCUCCACGAACAUGUCACCUCGAAGCGGACUCGAAACAGCACCAUUGCCGCGCUGGAGCCGGUAAUGCUCCUGUUUGUUGAGCUGUGUGUCGAGCUGCGAAAAGGCAAGUCGGCCAAGGAUGGUCUGUACAACUACAAGAACACCAGCCAGAAUACAAAUGUUGCCACCAUUGAGCUCGUGUUCCGACACUUUAUCGAGCUGGCCGAGAAGAGAGUGACGGAAGCCCAAGCGAAGGCGGAUGAGGUCUCAGCGCAGGGCGCCGCGUCUGGCGAUGGCGAGGCGGCGGACAGCACGUUGGCCAAUGUCACCGACUUGGAGGCCAUGGAAACCCCAGAGUCCAUCCUGCUGUCUACUGUAUCGGGCGAGCAUUCCAAGGACCGCACCGAUCGUGCUAUAGUGACCCCAUGGUUGAAGUUCCUUUGGGAGACUUACCGCACAGUCCUGGACAUCUUCAAGAACAAUGCUCGACUUGAAGUCAUGUACCAGACCACCGCUCACCAGGCCUUUCAAUUCUGUCAAAAGUACACGAGGAAGACAGAGUUCCGUCGUCUCUGUGAACUUCUUCGCAACCAUCUGCAGAACGCGGCCAAGUAUUCCCAGCAGGUGCAUGCUAUCAACCUGAGCGAUCCAGAAACACUUCAGCGUCAUCUCGAUACUCGAUUCAUGCAGCUCAACGUUGCGGUAGAACUUGAACUGUGGCAGGAGGCAUUCAAGAGCGUGGAAGACAUCCACACUCUCCUCAGCUUGUCCAAGCGACAGCCAAAGAACUCCAUGAUGGCGAACUAUUACGAGAAGCUCACUCGCAUUUUCCUGGUCAGCGAGAACUACCUCUUCCACGCUGCAUCAUGGAGCCGCUAUUACAACCUGCUCAACUUGUCUGCGAGGCAAGUGGCAGCUGGCGCGGCAAAGAAGGACAAUCCCAGCAACAUUUCUGACACCGACCUUUCAAAGGCUGCUUCUUUCGUGCUGCUUUCUGCGCUCUCCAUCCCUGUCAUCAGCACUUCACGCUCUCGAGGUGCGCUGAUCGAUGUCGACGCCGCUCGAAACACGAAGAAUGUCCGCUUGACCAAUCUUCUGGGUAUGAACUCGCCGCCCUCGCGUGCGAUUCUGUUCAAGGAUGCAUUGAACAAGGACAUUUUGCAACGCGCCCGCCCCGAGAUCCGAGAUCUGUACAACAUCUUGGAGACUGACUUUCACCCUAAGUCAAUUUGCGAGAAAGUUUCCCCAAUUCUGUCGCAGAUCGGCGCCGAUGAAGAGAUGAAGCGAUACGUCCUCCCGCUACAGCAGGUCAUCCUCACACGCCUCUUCCAGCAGCUUUCUCAAGUCUAUACCGAUGUCAAACUGGAAGAUGUCCUGGCUCUUGCACGCUUCCCAGAUCCAUUCCAAGUAUCUGCUGCUACCAUCGAGAAGUUCAUCAUGAACGGCUGCAAGAAGGGGGAUCUUUCCAUCCGAAUCGAUCACUCCACCGGCAUCCUGACCUUCGACUCUGAUGUGUUCUCGUCGGCGAAGGCCAUGCAUCCGGGCUCUGGUGCUGGAUCUGCUGAAGCCGAUGCAAGCUCCGUACAGCGAUUGCAGAGCACGCCUGCAGAGAUUGUUCGAUCGCAACUGUCCCGACUCUCCAAGGCACUCUAUAUUGCCGCACAGUACGUGGACCCCUCGUUCAACGAGGACCGCCAAAAGUCGCGUCUCGCAGCGCUCAAGCGAGCUGAAGCGGGCGCUGAAAAAGAGCACGCCGAUCUCCUUGCGCGCCGAGAGAUCAUUCAAAAGAAGAAGGAGACUGCCGCGAACGUGCAACUUGCGAGACAGAGAGAGGAGGAGCAGAAGCGUAGAGCUCGCCAGCAGGAACUGCAGGCUGCCGAGACCGAGCGUCUAGCACAAGAGACGAGAGAGCGUGAAGAGCGCCGACUUCAGGCCGAGCGGAAGAAGGUGCAGCGUGAGGAGGCUGAGAAGCAACUUCAGGAACUGAAGAAGGGGGUGAAGGGCGUGGACAUUUCUGAACUCGAUAUCGACAACCUCGAUACUGGUAAGAUUCGCAUGCUCAAGUUGCAGGCACUGGAACGGGAGAAGAACGAGAUCGGCGACAAAGUGCGCAUCGCUGGCAAGCGGAUCGACCACUUGGAGCGCGCAUACAGGAAAGAAGAGAUCAAGCACCUUGCUGACGACUACGCCAAGCAACGCGAGCACGAUUAUAAGGCCUGGGAAGACAGCAAGAAUGAAACCUUGGAAGCGGCGCAGGAGAAGCACAAGCAGGAAGUGGCACUGAAGCAUCGUUUGAGCAGACUCGUUGGACCAUACGAGGGAUUCAAGCGCACCAUCACCGAACAACGUCAUGCAGACUUUGAGAAGCGCCGUAAGGCCGCAGAACGCGAGCUCAAUGCUGCCAUGGACAAGAGACGACGUGAGGUUCGUGAGGCCAGAGCCAACGCGAAACGCCGAGCAGAGGAAGAGGAGCGCGCUCGACGUGAGGAGGAGGAACGUGCACGCAUCGAAGAAGAAGAAGCUGCUCGUGCCGCUGAAGAAAAGAGAAUCAAAGACGCCGAGGCCAAGGCGGACGCAGAGAGACGUCGCCAGGAGCGUGCAGAGGCGGCCAAGAAGCAAAUGGAGCGUGAGGAGGAAGCAGAGCGUAGACGCCUUGAGCGCAAGCAAGGUGGUGCUGCUGCCGGUGCUGGCGCUGCUUCUAGGACAUUCGAGCGCCGUGCUGAGCCUGGCCCUGAGCCGAUCGCGUCCUCAGGCCCUCCCCGCCUGGCGCUUGCUGGCAACAAGCCUUCAUGGCGCGAGCGUGAGGCGAUGAAGACCGCACAAGGAGGCGCGCCUGCGAGCGAGACUGCUGCCCCGGCCGAAGAGCGUGCGCCUGCGGAGGCGACUCAGCCAAAGCGGAGUGGCUACAUUCCGCCCGCCCUACGUGGCAAAGCUCCCGGCUCCGAUUCUGCAUCACCCGCCGCUGAACCCAAGACUGAGCGAUGGCAACCGCGACCUCGCCCUGCGGAGGGUGAGCGCGAGCCUGCGGGCGACCGGUGGGCUUCUCGACGGCAGGGAGAGACUCCGAGAGGAGACACCCCUCCCGCUCCAGCAGGUGGUGCGUACAAGCCGCCGUCUCAACGCACUGGUGGCGCAUACAGGCCUCCAGGAGCACGUUAAUGUGGAAAUGAGCGAGACAUGAAGAGACAUGGAAAGUACUUCUUAUGAAAUUUGUGCGAGCAAAUCGAAAGUGCUUGAAGGCGUUUUGCAUGGAAGUCACAUCGGCGCGUCGUUCAAUCAAGUAGGCAGCUAGCACAGCGCUUCAAAUGCUGAGAUCAGCUCUGAAUCAUCACAACACGAGUAGAUUGGUCCCGUGCAAGACAAUGAUGAUGACGUUUGGAACAUGGUAGCAUAACGGUAGUCCUAACGUGUCACAUGCGCAUGACCUGGUCACGGAC
Cercospora beticola is the source of this 3805-nucleotide messenger RNA. RefSeq names its product PCI domain-containing protein (gene TIF32). NCBI's taxonomy places the organism in Eukaryota, Fungi, Ascomycota, Dothideomycetes, Mycosphaerellales, Mycosphaerellaceae. Gene Ontology annotation, biological process: formation of cytoplasmic translation initiation complex; translation reinitiation. The record is from RefSeq and is a predicted model, not a curated record. Gene Ontology annotation, molecular function: translation initiation factor activity; mRNA binding. Gene Ontology annotation, cellular component: multi-eIF complex; eukaryotic translation initiation factor 3 complex, eIF3m; eukaryotic translation initiation factor 3 complex, eIF3e.